GCAUUGUGAUUUCAAAUAAAAUCCUUUUUUCGCGUCUAAAUUCCUAGAUCCGCGUCUGUAUCAAUAGUUCCAUUUGUUUCAGAUUCAAUUUACAAAAAAAACUGAUUAUUUCUCUUUCUGAGGAACGUAUCAACCACUACAAACAGAUAUCUAGCUUCUCAACUGUUGAGCAGCUUUCAGCCUUGGAUGCUCUUUCUCUCUCCUUCUAUUGUGUCGACCAGAUGGUCUGGCUUCUCGACAAUGGAUAACCGCAACCUGUUGCUCAUUUUGACAUGUCUGCUGCUAUCACUGGGCUGUGUGGCAUUGUGUGUUGUGUACUACUGGAGGAAACUGAUCGUGGUCAAUAAAAACAUACCCGGGCCAGAACAGUCCAUGGUGUCUGGAAACUUGUGUGAAAUCAGGAAACUCAACAAACGAAACCUGUCCUUCCAACUCAUUCUCAAAAAAUGGCACGACCAGCACGGAGAUCUGUUCAAGUUCCGAGUGUUCCACAUGUCAGUGGUGGUGGUCGCAGACCCCAGGGAGAUCCGACGCCUCCUUGCCGACGGAGACAAAUUCCCGAAGUCCCGAAGAUACGAGGAGUUCAACGACCUCUAUGGAACUAGGUUGAUUCCGCAGGGCAUUCUCGUGGAGCAGAACCAACAGACUUGGCUCAUCAAGCGACGCAUCCUAAACACAUUCUUCAAACGCAGUGCGAUCGACGACUACCUGGAGUGUUUCAAGGAGUCAGCUGACAGACUGGUGGGUCGCAUCCAGGAUAUCAUGGCCAAGCAGGGGGACAGUCAGGAACCCAUAGCCCUCUACCCUCUGCUCACAGAAACUGCACUUGAUAGUGUACUCAGGGCACUGUUCAACCUGCACAUAGACAAAUUCGAGGGUCUGGCGGAGAAGGUGGGCAAGAUAUUCCCAGCGAUGCAGGCACAACUCAGAAGUCCCCUCCGAAAAGUGUUCCCUGGUGAUAAGGAGAAAGAGGUGGCCCAGGUGUUGACUGAGAUCCGAGAGGCCUGCAAGGACAUUAUCAUGCAGAACUUGGAUAAGAAUGUGGGACUGCUGAACAAGAACUUCUGCGAACAGGCUCUAUACGAAAGUUCCCACAUAGACGAAGUGGUAGACGAUGUGUUGGUGAUGGUCUUGGCAGGCACUGACUCCACGGCAAACACUCUCGGAUUCCUGCUGAGGGAAAUGUGUCACCACAAGCCAUACCAAGACAGAAUGUCAGAUGAGAUCCGAACAGCAAUGAGUUGCAAGGAUCACUUUCCCACUCGGAACUUCCUCUCCAAAUUGGUGUUCACGCAGCAGAUGAUCAGUGAAACUCUGAGAAAAUAUCCGACCAUCUGUGGGACCACCAGGACUUGCAAAGAGGACACUUUAAUUAAUGGACUCAUGGUCCCAGCUAACACCAUAAUUAUGAUCAGCACCUAUUUGGUGCAUCAUAAUGGCAAAUAUUGGAAGAACCCUUCCAGUUUCAACCCCGGCAGAUUUGCAGCACAAAUCAGAACCCCCCAUGUGGUCAAAAUUGUGACAACCCCCCAAGAUGAAGGAAAAGUGGACAGAGCAGAAGACGAAGAAACCGAUGAGAACCAGAACUUGAUCCGAAAGCGUAAUUCCAUACCCGAAGCGAGCGAAAUUCCCGGCGGAAACAUAUUUCUUGCUGAGGCAAAACUUCUGACAAAAAUUAUCCCAGCUUCUAUAUUGGAAAAUUCAGUAGAUAAACUGCAUGAGCAAAUUACGGUCGAACAACCGGAUGCGACCUUUAAGCCGACAGAGCAAACUAGCGACGAAGCCGAAAAAGAAGAAAAUGACCCGAUUAAGAAUGGAUGUUAUUUACCCUUCUCCAGAGGUCAACGCGUAUGCAUUGGAGCAAAUUUUGCGAAGAUGGAGAUGCAAAUAGUGCUGGCGCGUCUCUUAUCCGAAUUUGACAUGGAAUGUGACAACAACUCAACCAGUUUCCAAGAAGUGCUCGCUCUAAGACCAGAUGACUCCGUGCCAAUGCGAAUCACAAAGCUCCUCAAACGUUAAUUACCUUCUCCGUUCAGAUAUUCCCCACAAUUUCCUGCUUUUACAUAAAAAUUAUGAUUCAACGUGAUUAAUAGAAAAAUCAGAGAACUGUCAAGCCUUUACAGCUUGAGAAUAUUUAGAUUAGAAAAAGAGUCUAUAACAACAACACAAGUACUUGAUGUUAGUUUGUUGCAUCAAGAAAAAAGUUCAUUACCAAGAAACCAUUUUCAGCACCGUGAAUUAUAUUUCUGGCUUAGCAAAUCGAUGAAUAGCCGAAGAGAGACAGAUUGAAGGAAUGUUGAAAUACAAUCUGACUAACUGGAAACGAGUAUCUCAAUCCUGAUAAGCCAUUUGCUCAAUUUGGGAAUGAUUUUGU
This is a messenger RNA of Symsagittifera roscoffensis, 2374 nucleotides long. RefSeq lists its product as uncharacterized. NCBI's taxonomy places the organism in Eukaryota, Metazoa, Xenacoelomorpha, Acoela, Convolutidae. The transcript is spliced from 13 exons. The record is from RefSeq and is a predicted model, not a curated record. Gene Ontology annotation, biological process: cholesterol catabolic process. Gene Ontology annotation, molecular function: cholesterol 24-hydroxylase activity; heme binding; iron ion binding. Bases 187 to 2019 code for a protein of 610 amino acids.